AUGGGUCAAUGCAAUGGCAGUCCGUUUUAUCAAGAUGUGUCUGUUCUCCAGGAUUCGUCAAUGGAAGCAGCAGCAGCAUCAGCUUUGGCAAACAAUGAUAACCGCACCUAUUCUGCACGGAACGGCAAUAUACUGAGCGGCGAUCAGUUGGGUUCUUCAUCAUCCAUGGCCAACCAGGGUUCUCUAGCUAAAUUCCGUUCCGGGGUUUCUGGCAAUUUGAACCAUGGAAAUACUUCAUUAGAUGCUACAAGCAGUGUUCAGAGCUUUUCCGCGUCAUUCAGUACUAGACAUUCUCUGUCAAAUAACGAAUCUUUUGUUGGAACAUCUCCAGUUGAUUCUGGUUUCGGUUACCAUAGAAGUUCUUCUUCUGUUCUUAGAAAUCCAUCAACGGCAGCAGCAUCAGCUUCAACAACAACCUUAAAUUCGCUUUUUCUGGACAAAAUGCUAGACAAUUGGAGUAUACAAAAGUUGCAUAAACUUCUUACUGGUGAUGCAACACUUAUUUAUGAAGUUAAUCCAGAUGAACUAUUUGUGAUGGCUACACUUAAGGUCGGUUCUAACUACUUGCUGGACAUUCUUAGUAACAGCAGAGACGGACUAAUUCCCGAGAAGAUAACCAAAUUAAUCUUUUGUAACCUCAUCCAUUUGAUGAGUGAUCAAUUUGGCAGUGUCGUCUUUAAGAAACUUCUGUCAUCAGUUACUGACGAAACCCUGAUAAAAGACAUCGUGCAAAACGUGGUAUUUCAAAGAAAACCACUAAUCCAAGCAGCAACAACGGAACUCGGGGUAUUUUCAAUCCAGGAGCUUAUGAAAAUAGCCAAGAAGGUAAACAAAGAUCUGGUAAACAAGUUGAUGUCUGUCUGGGGAGAUAGAGAACUACUGGAUGUGAUGAAGAACAAAUGUGGUAGCCGUUUGAUCAAAUUUUUCUUGGAGUUUCUGAAUUUAUACCAAAAAAUGUUGAUUUACAUUGUGCCGAUGAACGAGGUUUCUCUCAAUGAAUUAGCUACAGCUAAACAAGGAUGCAUUACCCUCCAAAUUAUCAUGGAAAACCUACAGAAUCCUUUCCGAGAUAAACUUCUGGAGAACAUCUCGAAUGCGGCUCACUUGCUUUCGUAUCAUCAAUGCGGGAACUUUGUUAUACAACAUGUAAUCAGGUUGGAUAGUCCUAUGUACACUUUCACUGAAAUCAUAUGUAAAAAGCUCAGAGGCCACUAUGUACAACUAUCAAUGGAUAAAUGUGGCAGCUAUGUUGUGGAAAAAUGUAUUUAUUCAACUGUAAUAGGAAUGCAAUUAGCGUCAGUUGAUUUUCUGAUAAACGACACACUCGUCGAACUAGUCCAAAAUCAAAACGGAAACUACGUCGUUCAAACGUUACUUGAAACCACAAAGAUAAAGGACCAGUCACUCUAUCGAAUGCUUUUUUUUAAGUUAAAGCAAUACUCGAAGGACAUUCAGAACCAUCCACAUGGAAGCAAUGUAUACAAUUUGAUAAAUGGCGGAAAAAGCAACAAAGGAGGCAGCAAACUAUACUGA
Messenger RNA from Papaver somniferum (opium poppy), 1533 nucleotides. RefSeq names its product pumilio homolog 18-like. Gene Ontology annotation, cellular component: cytoplasm. Gene Ontology annotation, molecular function: mRNA binding. The transcript is spliced from 7 exons. NCBI's taxonomy places the organism in Eukaryota, Viridiplantae, Streptophyta, Magnoliopsida, Ranunculales, Papaveraceae. The record is from RefSeq and is a predicted model, not a curated record. The coding region runs from base 1 to 1533 and encodes 510 amino acids. Gene Ontology annotation, biological process: post-transcriptional regulation of gene expression.